AUGUCGUCAGCUACAGCGUCUCCUGACCGGUACAAGCUCGUUUUCUUCGUUCCACCCAGCGAUCUUGAAGCCUGCAAAGAAGCUAUCUUCGCAACAGGCGCGGGUUCGUUCCCCGGGGGCAAGUACACGAAAUGCUGUUUUCAGACCAAUGGAACAGGUCAAUUUCUUCCUAGUCAAGACGCGAAUCCAGCGAUUGGCUCGGUCGGAACUCUAGAGCAUUGUGAGGAGGUGAAGGCGGAGAUCAUGUGUCUAGGCCGAGAGGUGAUGCUGGAUGCAGUGCAGGCUCUGGUAAAGGCGCAUCCAUAUGAAGAGGUUGCGUAUGAGGUGUAUCGCAUGGAGGAUGUGUAG
Penicillium angulare is the source of this 348-nucleotide messenger RNA. RefSeq lists its product as uncharacterized. Lineage: Eukaryota; Fungi; Ascomycota; Eurotiomycetes; Eurotiales; Aspergillaceae. The transcript has a single exon. The record is from RefSeq and is a predicted model, not a curated record. Bases 1 to 348 code for a protein of 115 amino acids.